Messenger RNA from Neoarius graeffei (lesser salmon catfish), 4770 nucleotides. RefSeq names its product tubulin folding cofactor E (gene tbce). Bases 124 to 1728 code for a protein of 534 amino acids. NCBI's taxonomy places the organism in Eukaryota, Metazoa, Chordata, Actinopteri, Siluriformes, Ariidae. Gene Ontology annotation, cellular component: nucleus. The record is from RefSeq and is a predicted model, not a curated record. Gene Ontology annotation, molecular function: histone binding. The transcript is spliced from 17 exons.
ACCGUGAUAUUGUGGGCACUAGUUCGCAUUGGGAGAGGUGUACCGUAACUGAUGAAAGAGACGCAAGUCAGAGUGGAGUGUAUAAAAACACAGAAAGAAGCUAAUUCAAGUGUGUAGGGUGAGAUGAGGAUUCAAGAGCAGGAUCAGCACAUGAUGGCGCAGGUGCCUGAGGACGCUGUGGGCCGGCAGGUGUUGUGUGAUGGAGAACGAGCCACCGUGCGAUACGUCGGUACAGUUCCACCGACCACAGGAUUGUGGCUUGGUGUGGAAUGGGACAAUCCAGAGCGAGGCAAACAUGACGGAAGCCAUGAAGGAGUUCGCUACUUCACAUGCAGUCACCCGACAGGUGGCUCGUUUGUGCGACCUAAAAAAGCCAGCUUUGGCGUGGACUACCUGUUCGCAGUAAAGCAGCGCUAUGAGAUGGAGCUGGAUCAGGCAAUUGGAGAAGAGGUAACAGUUUCCACCAGGACUGUGAUGAUGGUCGGCUUUGAAUCCAUUCUGGAGAAACAGCAGGUGGAGAAUCUGGAAGAGAUCGUUCUCACAAAUUGUGGCGUUUCAGGUCCAGGUCCUGAAAAUGAAAUCAGGAAAAACACACCCAGCGUAGUUUCUCUGGAUCUCUCAAGAAAUCUUCUGAGCUCGUGGGAGGUCGUGGCAGCAAUCACAGAGCAGCUAGAGAAACUGGAGGUACUCUGCCUCAGAGAUAAUCGACUCCGGAUUUCCUCAAACCCAUGCAACAUGAGCCACGCCUUCUCCCAUCUAAGAGUCCUGAUGCUUAACGGUUGUGUUAUCACCUGGUCUCAGGUGCUACAGUGCGCCCCCAUGUGGCCACAAAUAGAAGAGCUUUAUCUCAACAAUAAUAAUAUCACUGAUCUAAAAAGGCCUGUGGAUGUUCUACAAGGUUUGAAGGUUCUUGACUUGUCCAAUAACAGUUUAACACAGAGUGAAUCUGUACUACAAUUAUCACAUCUACCCAGGUUGGAGAUGCUGAACCUUUGUAGCACAGGACUGUCUGACAUUCAGUUCAGUGACACAUUACAAGGCACCAAGACUUCAGCAUUCCCUGCACUGAAGACUCUUUUGCUUGACGACAAUAAAAUUACUGAGUGGAGCGUCCUUAAUGAGCUGGAGAAGCUGAGGAGUUUGGUGAACUUGAGCUGUAGUCGAAACCCCCUGAUGGAGUUGGAGAAGAAUCACAAGACAACGCGGCAGCUCCUCAUCGCCCGCAUCAGCCAGCUAGAGAUACUCAACAGGUGUGAGGUGCUACAGGAGGAGAGAAGAGGUGCUGAGCUGGAUUACUGUAAGAAGUUUGGCCGUGCUUGGCUGCAGGCUGGAGGUCACAGAGAUCCACAACAGAACCGACCCAGUGCAGAGUUUAUAGCACAGCACCCUCGCUAUCUGACCCUGAUCCAGAAAUAUGGUGCACCUGAGGAAGAGGAGCUGAAGGAGCAGAAACCUUAUGCUCUGAAAGACCAACUGCUGACGAUUACAUUCGAGUGUCCUGAUGACACAGACAGGAAACCCAUACAGAAGAAGCUUCCAGGCUCAAUGAUUGUUCAGAAAGUGAAGGGACUGCUCUGUAGGUUACUGAAACUGCCAGGUGCUGAGCUACACCUUACCUACACCAGCUCAAAGAUGGCAGGGAAAGAGAUCGAGAUCGACAAUGACCUAAAGCCACUGCAGUUCUACUCUGUAGAAGAUGGGGACAGAAUUCUGGUGCGCUGGUCCUGAGGACGCAGUUGGACCCCAGUGGACUCUGACUAAUAUCAGCCGCCUGCCAUAACAUGCGAAUACAGAACGCUGUACAACAUGAGCUCCUCCCACUCUUCUGUCCAUCUUUUCCCAGUGUCUGGACGCACACUGAUGCUGGAAGGUCAGCAGAGAGAAUGGUGUGAAGGAAGCUGUGGGCUUACCUUUCACGUGUCUCAGAAUGAAGUUAUGAAAUAAGAUUUUAUUGCUUUUUUUUUUUUUAGGUCGUGUAGAGAGAGGUAUCUGUAUUUUUCCUGCUGUAACAAUAGGCACGUUUCCAUCAAGGUUUUGGAACCUUCUGGGGAAACAUGCUUUGAUUUGGUCAUUUCCCAUCAAACUGCAGCUUGCCGUGGCAAGUGGAGGGUUUGUGUAAGAUAUACAGUUGUGGUCAGAAGUUUACAUACAGUGACAUGAAUGUCAUGGCAAUAUUUGGGCUUUCAGUAAUUUCUUUGAACUGUUCUUUUUCUGUGGCAGAAUGUACAGCAUACAUCUUUAAUAAAAAAACCCACUAUAAUUUGGUGCACAAGUUUUAAUUUUCUUUGGGUUUUCUGAAAUCAACACAGGGUCAAAAUUAUACAUACAAGAUCAAAAAUAUCUAGUGCUGUCAAAAAUGUCGCGUUAUUAACGCGUUAACUUGACUCAAUUUUAACGUUGAUAAUGUUUUUAUCGCGAGAUUAACGCUCUGUGACAUGAUGCCACGCCCCGCACAGCCAGAGUCCUCUGCCCUCCCCCGAAGAGCCACGGUGCUCGGCUUAGGUUUCGUUUUCCCAUCGGGGGCUCCAGCCCCACUUUGCAGUGGCUGUGACAAGACGUGUUAUGCUCUGCAAUAAAAAAAAACAUUGGUACAACCAGUGUUCGAACUAUGCCGAUAUUUUCGGGGGGUCCCUUUUUUUCCCUUGGGGGGGGGGUGCUUGCGCUUGUCUCAGAGCGCGGAUCUCCAUCGCGCGCUCACUUCGGAUAUGCAAAUGCUUCCCGUUACACACGAUUGCUAUGUCAAUAAACAUCAUUUUGCCAAUAUUUUAGAGACCCCCCAACAUUUCCCAAAUCAUGUUUUCAAGGGAUCUCAUGUCUGUUUCAGGGGAUCUCGGAUCCCCCGAGUACUCCCGUAGUUCGAACGGUGAGCAAGCCCAUUCACUUUUUUAUGCUGAUAAGAGAAUUACAAUGGUUUUUCAUGUGACAAAAAUGUGCGAUUAAAUUGCGAUUAAUCGCGAGUUAACUAUGACAGUCGCGACAUUAAUCGCGAUUAAAUUAAAUAUUUUAAUCGCUUGACAGCACUAAAAAUAUCACAUAAUAUUUGGGUAAAAUGUCUCUUAACAAGAUGCACCUUGACCAAACAUUUUUUGUUUAUCAUGAACAAGCUUCUGGAAGAAUUCUGGUUGGAUAUUUCACGAUUCUUCAUGGUAGAAUUGGUAGAGAUCACUCAAUCAAUCAAUCGUUUGUUUUUCUUGGCAUGGAUUCGACUUCUAAGCACAGUCCAUAUGUUUUCAAUAGGGUUGAAGUCAGGACUUGUUUUAAGCUUAAUGUUAGCCUGCUUUAUCCUCCACAACCAGUUCUGAUGUCUGUUUGGGUUCAUUGUCCUGUUGGAACUCCCAAGUCGUGUUUAAGUUUCUGAUGGUUUAUGCUGAAGAAUUCUGAGGUAGUCCUCCUUCUUCAUUAUUCCAUCCACUUUGUGCAAUGAACCAGUUCCACUGCCAGCAAAACAGCCCCAGAGCAUGAUGAUCCUACCACCACCACCAGCUGGUACAGUGUCCCUCUGUACAUGGUGGUCAUUGUGGUCAAACAACUUGAUCUUUUGUCUCAUCUGAUCAUACAGCUAACCUCCAGAAGGCUUUUUCUUUGUCCGUGUGGUCAGCUUCAAACUUUAAGCUUGAAGGUGUCAGUUUUGGAGCAGGAGGUUAUUUCUUGGAUAGCAGCCUCUUAGACUACGUUCAGACUGCACCCUGAAACGACCCAUAUCCGAUUUUUUUUUUUUUGCCUAUAUGCGACCUGUAUCCGAUUUGUUAUUGACAAUCUGAACGACACAGAUCCAAUUUUUUCACAUGCGACCCAGGCCGCUUGGAUAUGUGGUCCUAAUUCCGAUGCGUAUCCGAUAUUUUCACAUGCGACUGCAGUCUGACCGGACAGGUCGCAUUCAUGCGACCUACACGUCAUCAACAAGAGACAAACGUCACUAUUCUGCGUUGGCUAAUCCCGCCUCUUUGGUGGAAAACAACAACAUUUGUACAGUUUUCAGAAUUUAAAUAGACUUUUAUAGAACUGAUCAAGCUAAUGGUGGAUUUGGUAGGGACCUGGAUGUUGAUCUGUUAGCCUGAUUAAAUAAAACAGUUUCUAUAACUGAUUUAUAACUUAAACCAUACAAGAUUAUAAGAUUGUUCUGGAAAUUUCCAGUAAUUUGACACCUUCGGUCUCAUUAGUCUGCUGCCCACAUUAAUCAGAUUAUUGUGUGAGUUCCGCCGCCGCCACAAAAACCACAUCGCCAGGUCUAUGGUGAUCUGAACUGUACGCAGUGAUCCAUCCGCUUCCAGUUCAUGGCAGGGCUGUGCCAUGGUGGUUCCCAGGUUGUUCCUGACCAUCCAAACCAAUUUCCUUUCAGCUGAGGGUGACAGUUUGGGUUUUCUUGAAGCAAAGUGACUACACAUCACAAUGACUUGGAUACAAUUGUUUGAACUGAUCUUGGAAUCUGCAGUUGUUUAGAAAUGGCUCCAAGAGACAUUCCAGAGUUGUGUACAUCUACGAUCCUCUUUCUCAGACCUGCACUGAGCUCCUUGGACUUUCCCAUUUUACUGUAUUUUGGUCAGUCCAAUGAGUGCUGUAAGCAAGCCCUUUUUAUGAAGGCACAGACAAGCUACCAGCUGUAGUCAAUCAUAAUCACUAACAGGAAGUUAAGAGACCUCGGCCUUAGCAAGAUAAAAGACAUUUUGGAAGUUUCAGCACCUCUGAAUUAAUAAUCUAAGUGAGCGUAUGUAAAAUUUUGACCCUGUGUUGAUUUCAGAAAACCCAAAGCAAAUUAAAACUUGUGCAUCA